Molecule: messenger RNA, 1206 nt
Organism: Phragmites australis (common reed)
Lineage: Eukaryota; Viridiplantae; Streptophyta; Magnoliopsida; Poales; Poaceae
Product: nuclear speckle RNA-binding protein A-like
Exons: 7
Coding region: 139-927 (262 amino acids)
Molecular function (GO): mRNA binding
Source: RefSeq, a predicted model, not a curated record
UUCCCCCGUCCUCUCCCAGGAGUCAUUCCCGUCUCCACCCCUCACCUCCACCGCUCCACUCCCUCGCAGCCUCACCCGCCCGCCACCCUUCCCGGAGAGGAGAGCCUAGAACCUUCCUCGAGUCCCCGACCAACCGCGAUGGCCGACGCGUACUGGAGGUACGCGGCUGCCGACCCGCGCCAGCAACCGUUGCCUCCCUCUGCUGGGGCAGGCGGCGCCCCAGCAGGGGCGCACCCGGGCGCUCCCGGCGGCGCCCCGCAGAUGGCGGCCGCCGGGGGGCAGCAGCCCAUGAAGCGCCCCCGUCCCGCCGACUUCUCAGAUGUACCCGGCGCACCUGACAUGACUGGCUAUUAUCCUCGUGAUGAAGAAAGGGCAGGGUAUCGUGCUGCCAGAGAUACCGAGGCUCUUAAUGCGUCCUAUGAACGUUUUCUGCGUACUGGGCAAAUCCAAUCCUAUGGUGCUGGACCUGCUGGAGAACCUAUGAGGCCUGCUGUGGGAGGCAAUGCUGGCUACCCAGUUGAUGAUCGUCCAAUGAUGGCUGCUAGGGGUAUGGAUAGCAGAAAUAUUGGUUAUGGUGGUGGAAUGCCAGAGCCUCCCCUUCCACCUGAUGCCUCAAAUACCUUAUAUAUUGAAGGCAUUCCUACUGGCUGUACACGUCGAGAAGUUUCACAUAUCUUCCGACCGUUUGUUGGCUUUCGUGAGGUGAGGCUUGUAAACAAAGAACCGAAACAUCCUGGUGGUGACCCAAUUGUCCUCUGUUUUGUUGAUUUCGCUGAUGCUACUCAAGCUGCUAUUGCCAUGGAUGCUUUGCAAGGCUAUAAGUUUGAUGAGCAUGAUCGCAAUUCACCUAACUUGCGGCUGCAGUUUGCUCGUUUUACGGGUCCUAGGGGGAAUUCAGGACCUGGUGGCCCUCGUAUUAGGCGUUAAGUUCUUGCCGUUGCUUCUGCCAGGCCUGAUCGCAUCGAAUACCUACCGGAGAUGAUAAUAGUUUGAUUGUCGUUCCAGACAUAUUUCCCCAUAGAAAUAGGAUCGGUAGCUCUGUGCCUUGAGCCGUUCCAGCCUUGCUACCUUGUUCUUGUUAGAUGGUUCCUGACUGAAUGAAUCAGCUAAACAUGUUUGUAAUAUGCUUAUUUGUAUCUCGUAUUUUGACCUGGUUCAUACAUUUGAAAACUUGCAUAGUUCUCUAUCCAUAAAAGUUUUUUGGUU